GAGCAGGGUGCCGUCGACGGAGGGGCGAGUCGCCGCUGCCGCGCUCCCGGUGUAACGGUCUACUCAAGUGACUUCCGUGAACCAGGCGAGUCCAGACAAACCAGAUGAACAUGGCGCAGGCCCAGGUGAGCCUGGAGGACGCCUUGUCCAACGUGGACCUGCUUGAGGAGCUGCCCCUGCCUGACCAGCAGCCGUGCAUCGAGCCUCCACCCUCCUCCAUCCUCUACCAGGCGAACUUCGACACCAACUUUGAAGACCGCAAUGCGUUUGUGACGGGGAUUGCGCGCUACAUCGAGCAGGCAACCGUGCACUCAGGCAUGAACGAGAUGCUGGAGGAAGGACAGGAGUAUGCUGUGAUGUUGUACACCUGGAGAAGUUGUUCACGCGCAAUUCCCCAGGUGAAGUGUAACGAGCAACCAAACCGCGUAGAGAUCUACGAGAAGACGGUGGAAGUGCUGGAGCCAGAGGUCACCAAGCUCAUGCGCUUCAUGUAUUUCCAGCGCAAGGCCAUUGAACGGUUCUGUGGCGAGGUGAAGCGUCUGUGCCACGCUGAGCGCAGGAAGGACUUCGUGUCGGAGGCAUACCUCCUCACGCUGGGAAAAUUCAUCAACAUGUUCGCCGUACUUGACGAACUCAAGAACAUGAAAUGCAGCGUGAAGAACGACUACAGUGCUUACAAGAGGGCUGCCCAGUUUUUGAGGAAGAUGUCUGAUCCACAAUCCAUCCAGGAGUCUCAGAACCUGUCCAUGUUCCUGGCCAAUCACAACCGCAUCACCCAGUCCUUACAGCAGCAGUUGGAGGUGAUCCCUGGGUACGAGGAGCUGCUGGCCGACAUUGUGAACUUGUGCAUGGAUUACUACGAGGGGCGCAUGUACCUCACGCCCGGCGAGAAGCACACCCUGCUCAAGGUGAUGGGGUUUGGGCUGUUCCUGAUGGACGGCUCCGUCAGCAACAUCUACCGUCUCGACGCCAAGAAGAGAAUCAACCUCGGACGCAUAGACCGCUACUUCCGGCAGCUGCAGGUGGUGCCGUUGUUUGGAGACAUGCAGAUAGAGCUGGCGCGGUACAUAGAGACCAGUGCCCAUUACGAGGACAACCGCUCCAAGUGGACGUGUACUUGCAGCACGCUCAGCCCCCAGUACAUCUGUGAGCAGAUGGUGCAGAUCCGUGAUGACCACAUCCGUUUCACCUCUGAGCUGAGCCGACACAGCAACAGCGAGGUGGUGACCGGCUCAGGCCAGGAUGGACACAAGUCAGAUGAGCAGCACAAGGAGCUGUGUGAUCUGGCGCUGCGUGGACUGCAGCUGCUGUCUCGCUGGAGCGCACAUGUCAUGGAGGUGUACUCAUGGAAGCUCGUGCACCCUACGGACAAAUUCUCUAACAAGGACUGCCCAGACAAUGCAGAGGAAUAUGAGCGUGCGACACGCUACAACUACUCCAGCGAGGAGAAGUGUGCACUGGUUGAGGUGAUUGCAAUGAUCAAAGGGCUGCAGGUGCUCAUGGGGCGCAUGGAGAGUGUUUUCAACCAGGCGAUCCGGCACACCGUGUACGCCGCGCUGCAGGACUUUGCACAGAUCACGCUCCGAGAACCGCUCCGCCAAGCGGUCAAGCGCAAGAAGAACCUCAUCAUCAGCAUCUUGCAGGCGAUCCGCAAGACGUGCGGGGACUGGGAGGGCGGCGCAGAGCCAGCCUCUGACCCCUGCCUGCGUGGGGAGAAGGACCCCAAGGGUGGCUUCGAGCUGCACGUGCCCAGGCGCACAGUGGGGCCGUCUAGCACACAGCUGUACAUGGUUCGCACCAUGCUAGAGUCUCUGAUCGCUGACAAAAGCGGCUCGCGCAAGACUCUGCGCUCAUGCCUUGAGGGCCCAACCAUCACCGCCAUCGAGGAGAUCCACCGCUCGUCCUUCUUCUACACCCACCUCCUUAACUUCAGCGAGGCCCUGCAGGCAUGCUGCGACCUCUCACAGCUGUGGUUUCGGGAGUUCUUCCUGGAGCUGACAAUGGGGCGACGGAUUCAGUUCCCUAUCGAGAUGUCCAUGCCCUGGAUCCUCACAGACCAUAUCUUGGAGACGAAGGAGCCCAGCAUGAUGGAGUAUGUGUUGUACCCACUGGACCUGUACAAUGACAGUGCUCACUACGCCCUCACCAAGUUCAAGAAACAGUUCCUGUAUGAUGAGAUCGAGGCUGAGGUGAACCUCUGCUUUGACCAGUUUGUUUACAAGCUUUCGGACCAAAUCUUUGCUUACUACAAGGCGCUGGCUGGAAGUGUGCUGCUGGACAAGCGUUUCCGAACAGAGUGCAAGAACCAUGGCGUGGUUAUCCCCUACCCACCUUCAAACCGCUACGAAACACUGCUCAAGCAGCGCCACGUGCAGCUCCUCGGCCGCUCGAUUGACCUGAAUCGCCUGGUAACGCAGCGUGUGACGGCCGCCAUGUACAAGUCCCUGGAGCUUGCCAUCUCCCGCUUCGACAGCGAGAACCUUACCUCCAUCGUGGAGCUGGAGGCCCUGGUGGAGGUGAACCGCCUAACUCACAAGUUCCUCAGCAAGAGACUCACCUUGGACAACUUUGACGCAAUGUUCCGUGAGGCGAACCACAACGUGUCGGCGCCGUACGGGCGUAUCACUCUGCACGUCUUCUGGGAGCUCAACUAUGACUUUCUGCCCAACUACUGCUACAACGGCUCCACUGGGAGGUUUGUACGCACGCCGUACCCCUUCACGCAGGACCUGCAGAGAGACAAACCUCCCAACGUGCAACCACACUACCUCUUCGGCUCCAAGCCCCUCAACAUCGCAUACACGCACGUGUUCGCCACGUACCGCAACUUUGUGGGAGCGCCGCACCUGCGUACCAUGUGCCGCCUCCUUGGCUACCAGGGCAUCGCCGUGGUGAUGGAGGAGCUGCUCAAGAUCAUCAAGAGCCUGUUGCAGGGAACAAUCCUGCAGUACGUGAAGACCCUGAUGGAGGUGAUGCCGACGAUCUGUCGCCUGCCGCGACACGAAUACGGCUCUCCUGGCAUCUUGGAGUUCUUCCAUCACCAGCUGAAGGACAUCGUGGAGUACGCAGAGCUCAAGACUGACGUCUUCCAGAGCCUCAGGGAGGUCGGCAACGCUGUCGUCUUCUGCCUACUUACCGAGCAGAGCCUGUCCCAGGAGGAGGUGUGCGAUCUACUCCACGCCGCGCCCUUUCAGAAUAUCCUUCCUCGAGUCUACGUCAAGGAGGGGGAACGUUUGGAAACUAAGAUGCGUCGUUUGGAGCAGAAAUACUCAUCCCUGCACCUGGUGCCGCUCAUAGAACGGCUGGGAACUGCACAGCAAAUCGCCAUCGCCCGAGAGGGAGACCUGCUCACCAAGGAGCGCCUCUGCUGUGGCCUAUCCAUGUUCGAGGUGAUCCUGCAGCGAGCGGGCACGUGCCUGGACGACCCCGUGUGGCGAGGACCACCGCCGGCCAACGGCGUGAUGCACGUGGACGAGUGCGUGCAGUUCCACCGCCUGUGGAGCGCCAUGCAGUUUGUCUACUGCAUCCCCGUGGGCACGCACGAAUUCACUGCAGAGCAGUGCUUUGGAGACGGGCUGAACUGGGCGGGUUGUGCGGUGAUGACGCUGCUCGGGCAGCAGAGGAGGUUUGACCUCCUCGACUUCUGCUACCACCUGCUCAAGGUGCAGAGGCAGGACGGCAAGGACGACGUGAUCAAGAACGUGCCAUUGAAAAAGAUGGUGGAGCGGAUCCGGCGAUACCAGAUCCUAAACAACAGCAUCUUCGCCGUUCUCAACAAGUAUCUACGCGGCUCCGAGUGGGACCCGGCCCACACGGCGCCACCGCCACACGGGCACAGUGACGGGCUUCCCGCCGAACACGUGCGCUGCUUCCAGCCACCUAUCCACCAGUCGCUCGCCAGCACCAUCUAACACCUCAUGAGCAACUCACGCGCACCUCGUUAACAGUGCUGGUCACCCAUCCGUCGUCAGUCGUCUGCCAGUGCUAUCUUGAACCUUGCGAGAACCUCACUAGCAUCUCAUACUCCACUUAAAACUCACUGAUGCCUCACUAGAACCACACGAACACCACCAAUCAACUUCAAGACCAAUUAACCUCACCGGCACCCAAUGCCUCAUUAAUACCUCACAAACAAGCACCAGUAACUUAUUCAUGACUUGCUCGCCAACACAAUUUAGAACCAUACACCUCACGAACACCUCACCAUUACAUCACAAAUGCCUAACCAUCAACUCGCCAACAAUUCCUCAUUACUAUAGAAACAGUAUGUCACCAACACUUCCAUGUGUCCAAUCCCCAGCCUCUUCCGAACACUUCCUUUACACCGCCUCACCACCCCUUCCCACUUCACCAUUCUCUCAACACCCUCUCAACACCUCCGCAAUGCUCACUCAACACCUAUUCUCUCCCUCACGCCACUUAAGAUCUCUCCGUGUUUAUUCACACGUCAGUGUGGGAUUAGUCGGAGAGUGCGUACGCACACUUUGCACGAGAGUGCCGCGUGGGCCCAUCUGCUCCCAUGAGCAUUUCAUGUUCCCUAUCGUGGCCACAUCCACUCGUACUUUGAGGAGCAGAGCACGACUGCAUUUGCUUCUGGAAAAGCGCUUCCCUUCUGCGUAGCAAUGUUUCAAAAACAGUCAUGCAAAUAUGAAUCUGCUCUCUGGCCUCAAUUGAAGCCUGGAUUAGAAACACCUAGAUCUUAAAAGAAACCUCUCUCGCUAAUUUGAAGCGUGAAUUGCAAUUUGCGAGCUGACAAAUUGCAGUGUGCUGCAGAGAAACCUACUUCCGGUUGCAUGUGUAUCUUAAUGCUCUGAGGGCUGCAGGUACAGCUAAAUAGGGGUGCCAAAUGUCCUGGCAAUGGUACUGUCGUUAUUUUUAAAUCUGUGCGUGUAUGUUGUGUUGUUUUUUUGUGUGCCGUGUAGUCCUGUUCCCUCUAACCCUUCCCUUUACCUUCACCACUGCUGCACAAACUUUCUCGCUGAUUUAUAAUUAUGAGUGUCAUUUCAUCUAUUUAUAUAUAUUUUUUGCUGGCCUCACCAUUCCACAUUUAACGAUUUAUCAAUUCAAAUCGAAUGAUUGUGCUCACAAUGCAUGCAUUACAGCAUCGCGACUAGCAGUCACAUUUAGAUGCUACAUAAAUCUAUAAUGUAUUGUUUCAAUCCGUGAUUGUAAGAUUAAAUAAUUUGUAUUCCAUGCAAAUAAUAUCCAUUUAUAUUCAAAUGUUACCUUUUGUCUAAUGGAACCAAUGAGUCAGAACAAACAAAAACCGUACUUAUGAGACACAAUACAAACUAGAUAAUAUCACAAACAAGAUUAAUCGACUCUUGUAUCAAACCAUGGAACUGAAUUGUUAAAAUGAAUCACGUUGUGGUGGGGUUGAAUCGUUACAUGCUUACUAUACUGUGUCCUGCGUUGCAUUUUGAUGAGCUGCAGUCUGCAAUGGCUGUAGAGUUUUGCGAUGUACCAUUAACACCUGGAGGCAACGGGAAAUGUUGCCCCGGGACUUGCAGUCACGAUCUGACGUAAAGUCAAGCGUGUGUCGCGACGAGCUAAGGUUAGUCACACUUUUACAAGCCGUAGCCAGGAGAAUACAGGUACAGCCAAACUGCACAUUUUUUUAAAUGUAUCCAUAUAUACAGGUAUGUCCAUUUGCACACUGAUGAGGUUUCUCUACAUUGAAACUUAUAUCGACAUGGCCAUGAGGUAAUUUAAUAGGUGUACCCAUAACUAUGGGUACAAUGAGCAGGCUACCUGACCCAGAGAGGCUCAUAAGAGUCAUGUCAGAGAGCUGGGUCAGCACUAGGCCUCGGCAAGGUACGGUCAUUUACCCUUUUUACCGGGUAAAGAGUAAAGGUGUCGACAUGCCAAGGGGUAAGGUAAAGGGUAGGCUCGUUUUUACCUUUUACCUUACCUUGCCGAGGCCUAAUCAGCACUGUGGAGAUCCCCAGUUUGAGCUCGAGGGCCGUGUAUCUUCCAGUGGUCACGUGACGACAAUGAGCCAGCAGUGUUGUGAUUCCUGCAUUCAAAUUCCGGCUCCAGAUACCCACGUUUAACAAGGUCCUUGUGUGUAAUGAGUUGAUGGUCUCAGCCUGCCUGGUCAUCACUGACCGUACAAAAACCUCCAUCGGAAUGGGAUUUCAUAUAAUUCGGAAAUUUUCUUUCCCAGGUUAAGUAAAACAUAUGUUGGAUGAUUGACGCAUGGUGAACCACGCUCCUUGAGUUUUGACAAACAAUUAUUGUAACGCCGUGACAGACCAUAUUGCCGAGACCUACCCGAGCACUCUUAACGUGGCAGCACUAACAAAUGGCGAUUUCAAUUGAAUUUUGUCUUUUACCCAGAUAAACCUCAGUAAGUCUCAAAUCAAGUACUACUUUGGGAUGUUUAGACUGUUCCUUUUGAGUAAUAGUUUUUUUUUACAUGUGGGAGAAACACUGGAAUGGCCAGAUAACAUAGGUCAAAAAUUUGUAUGUUUGAUGAUAGUUGUGUUACUGAUGACGGUGAUAAUAAUAGUGUGAGUGAUGAACAUUGUGACAGUGAUGAUCGGUCUUGAUAAUGUUGAUGGUUGAUUGUUCAUGAUGAUAGUGAUGAUUGUAAUGGUGAGAGUAAGGGUAAUAAUGACGGUGGUGUUCAUGAUAUCAAUGGUGAUGAGUAUAUUUAUGAUAUUUGUAUUAUGGUGAUGACAAACAUGCCCAUGGAUGAUAGAGUUGUUGUUAUCAGUGGUGAUAAUGAUAAUGGUGGUGAUACUAAUAGUAAUGAGAAUUAUGAUUGUGACGAUAAUGCUGGUGAUGUCGAUGUUAUUUUGUAUAUCAGCUACUUAAUGUGAUCAUUUACAUUCUCCAAUGGCUCAGUGUGAGUGUGGUUGAUAAAGGUAUACGAUCUUAGUGUUAUCCAUCACCUCCAUCGUCAUCAUCAUAGUCCUCAGUUGCGGUACUUAUUGAUGUUUAUUAAUUUAAUUCGUUGAUUUCUUUGGAUUUUUGGUGCUUUUUGUGUUUUUUAAGUGCAGUAUUUUUUAUUAUUAAUAUUUUAAGAGCUGGCUAGAAAGCUGUAAAAGGAAGUGGUGAAUGUGUUCCAUCACCUUGGAUUUAGACCACAUUUACUAAUUAAAUGUCAUGGAGAUGCAUGUUCA
Messenger RNA from Lethenteron reissneri (Far Eastern brook lamprey), 7127 nucleotides. Its product is annotated as cytoplasmic FMR1-interacting protein 2. The record is from RefSeq and is a predicted model, not a curated record. Gene Ontology annotation, biological process: regulation of actin filament polymerization. Gene Ontology annotation, molecular function: small GTPase binding. NCBI's taxonomy places the organism in Eukaryota, Metazoa, Chordata, Hyperoartia, Petromyzontiformes, Petromyzontidae.